Molecule: messenger RNA, 668 nt
Organism: Mycotypha africana
Lineage: Eukaryota; Fungi; Mucoromycota; Mucoromycetes; Mucorales; Mycotyphaceae
Exons: 1
Coding region: 397-615 (72 amino acids)
Source: RefSeq, a predicted model, not a curated record
GUGAAAAUAUGAUAAUCCUAGGAGGGAGAGGAAAAACUUAAUAUUGGAAACUGGUGCAAAUUUCAUUGGCCAAUUAGUCUACGGCCAAUCAUUGACCGUUAAGUUUGUUGUACUACUGUUUCAAAAGGCUCGCGUUUUACUGUACCCUCUGUUCAGCCCUAGAGUAGUAUAUGUUGCUCUAAUUGAUCAGAUAUGGAGCUUUCUUCAACACUUUUUAUAACAUCGAAUGCUUCUAAAUCAUAACUACUGUUAACAGUAAUAUCCUGGAGGCAUUAUUUCAAUCCUAUAAAUAGAUUGAUGAACGAUAGAAUAUACGUGAAACUACAAAUUUAAAUAUCAUAGUCUAUGGGAGUACAGCUCUAAAUCAGGAUACAUGUCGUUAUAAAAUACUUAAUUAUGCUUAUGCGGUUUGUUUUUGCAAUAAUUGUACUCAAUAUAUUCAUGCAUCAAGUCCAAUUAAAUCUUGCCAUUAAACUAAUAAAAAUGAUUAUUCAAACAGCAAUGUAUGGCCUGAAUGCAGCUCCAAUAGUAGUACUAAGUUUAUAUGCCUCGGUAAAUUAUGUUUUUACCGUUCUCAGCUUUUUGCUACAGUCUGAAGCAAGCCAUUUACGGUAACAACCCGAUGUUUAUUAUUUGUAUUCCGAGGGUUACAACAUUAAGAAAAAAAC